UGCGGCAGCGCCCCCGGAGUUUGGAAAGACCCGCGCGGCUGGGAAGUCCAGGGCCAAGAGGACCUCUCCACGAGAUGACGGGACACCACUGGGGGUACGGCGAGGAGGACGGUCCCUCCGUGUGGCAUAAAGCUUUCCCCGUUGCCCAGGGAGACCGCCAGUCACCCAUCAACAUCGUCCCCACAGAGACGGUGUAUGACUCAAGUCUGUCCCCCAUCUCCCUCGCCUACGAGAACUGCACCUCCCUCAACAUCUCCAACAACGGCCACUCGGUGACGGUGGACUUCGAUGACUCGGACAACCGCUCAGUGAUCCAGGGUGGUCCUCUGGCUAAUCCUUAUAGGCUGAAGCAGUUCCACUUCCACUGGGGGGGCAAGGGCUGCCACGGCUCAGAGCACACCGUCGCCGGCAAGACAUACGCCUCCGAGCUCCAUCUAGUCCACUGGAAUGCGGUAAAGUACCAGUCGUUUGGGGAGGCGGCCUCAGCACCAGAUGGACUGGCUGUGCUGGGCAUCUUUCUAGAGACAGGAGAUGAGCACAGAGGCCUGCACAAGAUCACAGAUGCGCUGUACAUGGUCAAGUUCAAGGGGACGCUGGUGGACUUCAAGGGCUUCAACCCGGUGUGCCUGCUGCCCAAUGACAUGAACUACUGGACGUACCCCGGCUCACUGACCACGCCCCCACUACACGAGAGCGUCACGUGGAUUGUACUCAAGGAGCCUAUCACGGUGUCCGAGAGACAGAUGGGCAAGUUCCGGUUGCUGAUGUUCAGUGGCGAGGAGGAAGAGCAGAGGAAGAGGAUGGAGAACAACUUCCGUCCCCCGCAGCCCCUCAAAGGCCGACAGGUGCGGGCGUCCUUCAAAUAGAGGUGACCCCGCCCCCACACCCAGAAGCCCCGCCCCCAGUC
Molecule: messenger RNA, 907 nt
Organism: Engraulis encrasicolus (European anchovy)
Lineage: Eukaryota; Metazoa; Chordata; Actinopteri; Clupeiformes; Engraulidae
Gene: ca7
Product: carbonic anhydrase VII
Exons: 7
Coding region: 75-866 (263 amino acids)
Biological process (GO): regulation of intracellular pH
Molecular function (GO): carbonate dehydratase activity; zinc ion binding
Source: RefSeq, a predicted model, not a curated record